Messenger RNA from Rhinocladiella mackenziei CBS 650.93, 3417 nucleotides. RefSeq lists its product as uncharacterized. Gene Ontology annotation, molecular function: DNA-binding transcription factor activity, RNA polymerase II-specific; RNA polymerase II cis-regulatory region sequence-specific DNA binding; zinc ion binding. The record is from RefSeq and is a predicted model, not a curated record. Gene Ontology annotation, cellular component: chromatin. The coding region runs from base 1 to 3417 and encodes 1138 amino acids. Gene Ontology annotation, biological process: regulation of transcription by RNA polymerase II; DNA-templated transcription. The transcript is spliced from 3 exons. NCBI's taxonomy places the organism in Eukaryota, Fungi, Ascomycota, Eurotiomycetes, Chaetothyriales, Herpotrichiellaceae.
AUGGCUUCUCCUAGUGAGAUGAUGGAUAGCGCUGGAACUGAAGCUGCCAGCAAACCUCCGUCAAUCAAUGAUUCGACGACUCCCAAUGUCACCUCAAACCCAACAUUUCCUCCCCCCAAAACAGACAAACCUCGGCCUCAUGUGUGCAUUACGUGUAUGCGCUCCUUUGCUCGCCUGGAGCAUUUGAAACGACAUGAACGAUCUCACACAAAGGAGAAACCAUUCGAAUGUCCUGAAUGUACGCGCUGCUUCGCCAGGCGCGACCUACUUCUACGGCACCAACAGAAACUCCACUCAUCUACCACCCCAUCAUCACGGCCCCGCGCCGGACGGCGAGAAAGUGCCGCAGUAGUUGCAAAUGGCCGUGUCCGGAAGAAUUCUACCACAAAUGGGGCCACGACAAUGAGACCCCGGGCAAACACUCUCAGUCACGUGGAUUCUGCAACUAUCGGAAUGCUUGCAAAUUCAGUUGGGAACUUUGGUCGUCAGUUCGGGCCUAGCCAUAAUCACCACAAUGGCAUGAGCUUGCCGGCAGGAUCUCAAGGGCAUCAUUACCGUGGAGCGUCUACCAACCAUCAAUCCUUCAGCCUGCCAAAACUAGAAACCCAUGGACUGCCUCUUGAUCUCUCAAGUGGCUUGCGUACUGCGCCGCCUUAUGGAGGUUUUGGUGCCGAAUUCGGCGUGGGCUUUGGACCAGACCAGGCCGAUACGAUCAACCCUCAUGCACUGCACAUGACUGGUCUACAAGGGUUUGGAAUAGAGCCUUCAGGCUCACCAUUUCAACAAGUGUUUGCCGGAAUGACAGCGUCUCAAGUUAUGGCUGAUGAAGAUGCUAGCUUCGACUGGAUGACACAGGGCUUCGAAAAUCAAAUGUCCUUUGCUCAGGCGAAUGAAAAUGCCAUUGAUGACUCCUCGCCAUCGGCUAUGAGUACAAACAGCCCCGCCGGGAUAAAUGACAUGACAGCCGAACCCAGCCUUGCCACUCUGCAGCGCACUGCAGUCACGACUGCCAAUAUGUGGCCCAAUAGCGGUACGAGCCAAGCACCAAUGGUGAACAGUCCCGUCAGCAUGGAUCUGAUGUCCAAUUUCAGCGAAAUGGUUAAUGCGCCGAUUGGCACAGUAUCACCAAAAUCAUUACUGGCUCAAGGAGGCUCUCUAGACAUGAGUCUCCCCACGCCGCCGGAUUUGAAUCCUAUGGAUCCUUCUGCCAUGCAAGCAAACAUGCAGUUCGCCGGUUUCCAAUUGCCACUGAGCAGGGAUGGCCCGGCUUCGACAACAUCUACUACCUCAAUGGAUAGCAGUCUGCGUCAAAGUUCCGCCACCACAGUAUCCUCAGAUUUGGUCAGCGAUCAUAUUCGAAGCGUUUUGAUUGCGGGUCUGUCCAAAAACACUGGCUUCGGACAACGUAAGUAUUCUCAGCCGGUGAUUAGUUCACCAUUAUCACCUAGUGCAGCUUCUCGCCCGAAAGGUUUCAACGUGAAUACUUUCCCAAGCACGCAUGAGUUGCAACGUUACGUGACAGCAUACAUCAGAUACUUCCAUCCUCAUCUCCCGUUUCUUCACAUUCCUUCACUCAACUUCGAGUCCCCAGAUUACACAACUCCUAUCAGACUUGUAUCUGGUCAAUCCCAAUUUGGUCAUGCCACCGUCGCUGGAGGAGGCAGCUGCUUGAUCUUGUCCAUUGCCGCCAUUGGCGCUUUGUAUGAACACGAGGUUGCUCAAUCAAAAGACCUCUUCGAGUGUGCCAAACGUCUCAUCAGCAGCUAUCUCGAGGAACGUCGCAAGGCUAACAUGACCAAGACGCAAUUUGCGCCACGACAUUCGACAGAGCGAGAGGACACACCACUUUGGCUGGUCCAGGCGAUGCUGUUGAACGUGAUCUACGGUCACAACUGUGGUGACAAAACAGCAGCCGAGCUCGCAAGCAAUCAUUGUGCGGCCUUGGUUAGCCUUGCUCGCGGUGCUGAACUGGCACGACCUGCCCCGGGACACACCGGAAACGGCCAUAGCAAUUCCUCUGUCAAUGUUCAGAUGAGUGGAAUGUCGAACACCGGUUGGGGUACAAUGAUCAAUGAGAUGGACGAUUCUGAUUGGUAUGAAUGGAAGAUCAUGGAGGAACGCAAGCGCACUUUGUAUGCAGUUUUCAUCCUUUCAAGCAUGCUUGUGACCGCGUACAAUCACCCUCCGGCACUCACCAAUUCCGAAAUUCGAUUAAAUCUGCCCUGCGACGAAGAAUUAUGGGCUGCUGAAUCUGCACAGGCAUGGAGAAAUCUCGGAGGGACAGCAAGCGCCGAAACGAAUUCAAUCACGUUUGCUGAAGCGCUCACGCAUCUUCUGAUGGCUGCUCAACGGAAGAGGAGGCGGAACAGUACCGUUGUUUCCCUUGGAGCAGCCGUUGAGAAUGAGCUCAGACCAAGUACAUUUGGUUGCCUGAUCCUCGUCAAUGCCUUGCACAACUACAUUUGGGAAACGCGACAACGUCAUCUUGGACGUCAAUGGACGACGAGCGAGACAGAGCAGAUGCACGCUCACAUUGAACCGGCACUUCGGGCCUGGCAAGCUGCUUGGGCUAGUAAUCCUAGCCACAGCCUGGAGCGGCCAAAUCCUUUUGGCGCUGGACCUCUGUCUGCUGACUGCAUACCACUACUCGACCUUGCCUACGUUCGACUUUUCAUCAAUCUUGGAAGAUCCAAGGAGGCCUUUUGGCAGCGUGACUACGAUGCUAUGGCGGAAGAGCUUGCAAAAGGCCCAGAUGCAAUGCAGGGUCAGGAAAUGUCGAAUAAAAACAGGGACAGCGCCUCUCCUGCGAGUAAGGCGGAUAGCAAGAACACGGAAAAUGUGUCCAAUGACGAGACGCCACCAGAAACCCAAGCAGAACGCGAACGCGAUAGCCGAGAGUCCCGUUCAUCCCGGCGAGAACGGCAUCUACGCAAGGCGGCAUUUUACGCGGCGGAUUCCCUAUCCAUGUCCGACAAACUGGGUCUCAGCUUUGCGGAGCAUACGUCUCGAGAGCUGCCUACACAAUCAGCAAUGUGUGCGUUUGAUUGCGCACAGGUACUUGCGGAGUGGAUCACAACCGUACAGGAACGGGUUGGCAAGUACAUUGGCGUGAUUGGCCGAGACGAAAUGAAUCUGAUGGAGGUUCCGGGUAUUCUGCUCCUCGAAGACGAGGACCGCAAACUUAUCCAGAAAGUUGAUGAAGUUUUGGCAAGUGCCGAGCAAAAGAUCGAAUCUCGGGCAGGGUAUGAUAUUACUGCGGCUCGAGAAGGCGGCUAUGGCUGCAGAAUUCUUGUUCUGACAGCAUACCUACUCGAAAAGGAUGCUGUAUGGCCCGUUUUCAAGCUCAUGGCACGGUCACUCGAAACACAAGCAGGGCACAUCAAAGACCGAGCGUUAGCCUCGGUCACGAACCCCUAA